CACCAGCAAGUGAAAGGAAGAACAGAGGGAAAGAUUUCUGAUCCCACCAUCAGCUGCUGGUCCUGUGGAGUGGAUUUAAGAAGAGAGAAAAUGUUCCUGCCCCAGAGGUCUCUGCAGACAGUUACAUUUUUGGCAAUUCUUUUUUUUGCCUGUUUUGCAAUGUGUCAAGAGAUUGAAAACAGAAGAGCAGUGACGGAGCACCAGCUCAUGCACGACAAAGGGAGGGCCUUCCAAGGGCUGAAGCGCCUGCUGUGGCUCCACAACGCCCUGGGCACCGUGCACACAGCCAGCAGCAGGGACAUCCCACCUCCAAAUGCCACGUGGGAUGUGCAGAAGAGCCCAAAUCCCUCAGAUCUCCACAACAGCAUCGGUGGAGACGAGACUUCCAGCCGGAUGGAGCAGCUGCUGGAGCUGACGGAAGCACAGGGAUUCCUCCCGUUAAAGCAGCUGGAUUUGAAGAGCCCAAAGGGGAACUGGAACCCACAAGGCCUUUUUGAGCUGCUCCAAACCAAAGAGCUGGGCAGCAAGAGAAAUCCCAGCACGCAGCCACAGGACUAUUCCCGUUAGCCCUCAACCCCCCCCGGGCUGUCCCUUGCUUUCCACAUGUGCUCUUGUAGGGAAAAGCUCCAGCACAAAGGUGAACUGCAAAAUAAAGAUAAUUAACUGCAUUUACACCUCCAGAUGUUGAUAGAGACCCUUAUAAGGAGCCAAGUUCUCUCCUGAGCAGCUGAGUGCUGUGACUAUGAGAUGGGUCACUUGUCACAGGCACUUCUCUUUUACAUCAGGGCCCUCCCUGUCUGUCCUGGAUAUCUUAGGGGUGCUGCAGCCUCUUGGAGCUCCUGUAGCCCACUCAGCAGGAAGUUUGGGUCAUUAAUGUGCAUAUUUGGAGGCUCACUGGAGCCUAAUGUUUUGACUCCUGAAGAAAGUUAUCUCCUAAUACAGGUUCUCUUUCAUUUCACCCCUGCCUGCAGUUCUGCCCUGCUCUAAUAAUGACUUUUCUUAUACUGUAGGUCCAAAGGGGUUUUUUCCCUGCUUCUUUGGUGUAAUGAAAGUUUUAAGCCUCUCAUCCCUCAGUUUGUCCUUCCUUUUGCCAGGUAAAAGUUGACAGUGAUCCCCACUCAGCCAAAGCCCUAAACAUUCACCUUGUUCUGCUGGUGGAAGGAUGAGAACCAGCUUCCAGGGUCUCUAUUUCAGCCUUUUGUUCCAACACUUCCUUCCUUUUCUUUCCUCAUGUGAAAUCCUCUCCCAAGAGCUCCCACAGCAGCAGAAAACCAGCUUCAUGAGGCCACCUGCAUUUCCUGGAGUAGGUACCACAGGAUUUUGCUGUUCACCUUUGCCAUCAAACUGAUCAUCUCUGCCUAAGCAAAGCAAGGUCCAGUUUAAUUGUAAAAUCAGUCUUUCAGAAAUGAAAUCUCUCGUGUGUUACGAAUUUAUCAGCGUUUCCAUCGUGUAGGGACUCCACACACCGUUUUAAACCCUGAAAUUCCUCUGUUGCCGAUAGACUUCAACUGUGCAGAAUGUAUUUCUCAGUGAUUAAAAUGUUGAUAAUAAAAACCCU
This is a messenger RNA of Lepidothrix coronata (blue-crowned manakin), 1558 nucleotides long. RefSeq names its product parathyroid hormone-related protein-like. Gene Ontology annotation, cellular component: extracellular region. The record is from RefSeq and is a predicted model, not a curated record. Bases 91 to 567 code for a protein of 158 amino acids. Lineage: Eukaryota; Metazoa; Chordata; Aves; Passeriformes; Pipridae. The transcript is spliced from 3 exons. Gene Ontology annotation, molecular function: hormone activity; peptide hormone receptor binding. Gene Ontology annotation, biological process: bone mineralization; adenylate cyclase-activating G protein-coupled receptor signaling pathway; osteoblast development.